Molecule: messenger RNA, 681 nt
Organism: Mangifera indica (mango)
Lineage: Eukaryota; Viridiplantae; Streptophyta; Magnoliopsida; Sapindales; Anacardiaceae
Exons: 3
Coding region: 1-681 (226 amino acids)
Molecular function (GO): DNA binding; protein dimerization activity
Source: RefSeq, a predicted model, not a curated record
AUGACGAGGAAGAAGGUGAACCUUGCUUGGAUAGUGAGUGACAGUGCUAGAAAAGCUUGCCUGAAAAAAAGAAAGCUAGGGUUAAUGAAGAAAUCCGGACGACAAGGAGCCAUCAAUGUGGCCAUCUCGCCCGGUGGUCCAGCAACUUCUGACGAGGUUCCAGACCCUGUCCGAGAUAGAGCGCAGCAAGAAGAUGAUGAAUCAAGAAAGGAAAGGAGGAAGGAAAUCAAGAAGAGACUUAUCUAUUGUCAACAAGUUAAUGCUGUUCAUGAAGCUGAAGCCUUUCCUCCUCCACUACCGGCAGAGAACAAACAAUCUCCAACCGCCGUCGGUGACAUGAUCAUGAGGAAUCCCAUAGAGUCUGCUCUGUGGGAUCAAUGGUUCAUGGAAGGGGUGAAUCACAGUGAGAAUGAGGCAAAUCUAGGGCUAAGGGCUCCAGAUCAAACAAUAUUUGACACCAAUUUCAAUUAUGCUACAAACCAAAUGGAGUUAGCCCAAGGAAAUUUUAUACCUAAUUAUAAUAAUGAACAUCCUGACCAAAUGCAGCUGCCUUAUGAGACAAAUUUCAACCUGAAUCCAAGUGGUGGUGGCCAUGCUAAUGAAACUCUUUUACCUUCUGAGUUUGAGUUUUUCAUUGGAUCAGGUGAUGUUGGGAUCCCUUUUGAUGUCACCAAGCCAUGA